Pelobates fuscus (common spadefoot toad) is the source of this 4048-nucleotide messenger RNA. It is a transcript of the gene CSNK1G1, whose product is annotated as casein kinase 1 gamma 1. Gene Ontology annotation, cellular component: nucleus; cytoplasm; plasma membrane. The record is from RefSeq and is a predicted model, not a curated record. Gene Ontology annotation, biological process: positive regulation of canonical Wnt signaling pathway; endocytosis; peptidyl-serine phosphorylation. Gene Ontology annotation, molecular function: ATP binding; protein serine/threonine kinase activity. NCBI's taxonomy places the organism in Eukaryota, Metazoa, Chordata, Amphibia, Anura, Pelobatidae. Bases 806 to 2212 code for a protein of 468 amino acids. The transcript is spliced from 14 exons.
GCAAAGGGCGGAGUCGUCAUUAGCGUUUCCGGUGUGGGAGCUCCGUGUUGUGAGGAGAUACCGGGAGCUCAGACUGGGAAAGGGGGCGGCCGACAACCCGGAAACAGCCGCCAUUACUCGGUAUACCGGAGCCUGGCGGGGGGGGAUCCUCGCUGUGUGCUGAGCUCUCUGCCCUGCCUGCCAGCCAGCCGUGUACCCGGGGAGGGCCAUGCUCGGGGGGGCCGCCGGCGGUCACUGAGUGCUGUGUGCUCCUCACUGGGCUCUGCCGUCCCAGCGCUGGGUAAUAGGAGCUCAGCAGGUGAAGGAGACCAGCUGCACCCCCUCUCUCUGACCGGGUACCCCAAUACUAAGACCUGCUGGGAGUGAGAGGAAACCCAGGGAGACCCCCAGCAAGACCACCACCACCCUCUCCAGAAAACCAGACAAAGGCAUCCCACUCCCUGGGCUAGGAGACCCCCAGCAAGACUAGACCACCACUUUCUCCAGAGAACCAGGAGUCCCAGGACACCAAACAAAGGCAUCCCACUCCCUGGGCUAGGAGACCCCCUGAGUGGGGGGACCAGAACAGGUACCAAGAACGUGCUUUGACUGUGAAGAUAGGAUGAGAAGUUUUCGUUAUGAAGAUGCCAAAUCGCUCUGAGAUGGUCCACUUUUAAUUCUUUGUGGUGAUGUGAUCAUUUUCUCCGGCCCCUGAGGACAUUUGGCUGGAUAUUUUGUACCACCCAUUGUAUUUGUGGCCGUGUGGUUUGGGAGUUCCCCAGCCUGUGCGGGGGAUCCCUGGGACUAGCUCUUAUGGUAUAGCAACAUGGACCAUAGCAACAGGGAGAAGGAUGACAGGCCAAGGGUGGCUAAAGCUAUGCCAGUACGGACUGGCCAUAGUUCCCGUCCAUCCAGCUCGACCACCUCCUCAGGGGUCCUUAUGGUGGGACCCAACUUCAGGGUGGGAAAGAAGAUUGGAUGUGGGAACUUUGGGGAACUUCGGCUAGGCAAAAAUCUUUACACCAAUGAGUAUGUGGCAAUUAAACUGGAACCAAUAAAAUCACGCGCUCCACAGCUUCACCUGGAAUACCGGUUUUACAAGCAACUCGGGAACACAGCUGAUGGGCUUCCUCAGGUCUUCUAUUUUGGGCCAUGUGGAAAGUACAAUGCCAUGGUACUGGAGCUUCUGGGCCCAAGUUUGGAAGAUUUAUUUGACCUUUGUGAUCGGACCUUCACUUUGAAGACUGUGUUGAUGAUAGCCAUUCAACUGAUUUCCAGGAUGGAAUAUGUACACUCCAAAAACCUCAUUUACCGGGAUGUCAAGCCAGAGAAUUUUCUGAUUGGUCGUCAAGGCAACAAGAAGGAGCACGUCAUCCAUAUCAUAGACUUUGGUCUGGCCAAGGAGUACAUUGACCCGGAAACCAAAAAGCACAUACCUUACCGGGAACACAAAAGCCUAACCGGAACAGCCAGAUACAUGUCCAUCAACACUCACCUAGGGAAAGAACAAAGUCGACGAGAUGACUUAGAAGCUCUGGGACACAUGUUUAUGUAUUUCCUGCGAGGAAGCCUUCCGUGGCAGGGCCUGAAGGCAGACACUUUGAAGGAGCGCUAUCAGAAGAUUGGUGACACAAAGAGAAACACUCCAGUUGAGGUUCUUUGUGAGAACUUCCCAGAGGAGAUGGCUACUUACUUGCGAUACGUGAGGCGGUUGGAUUUCUUUGAGAAGCCGGAUUAUGAUUAUCUACGGACACUUUUCUCUGAACUCUUUGAACGGAAGGGAUACACCUUUGACUAUGUUUACGAUUGGGUUGGCAGGCCAAUUCCUACCCCAGUGGGAUCCGUCCAUGUAGAUUCUGGGACUUCCGCGAUAACUAGGGACAGCCAUGGGCACAGGGAGAGACCGUCCCAAACACAGCCUCUAAGGCACCAGACGGGCGCUCCAGAUCGUCGAGGAGCUUGGGAGUUACAGGCCAGCCGGCAGGCCCACCCCGCUUACCUGGCACCUCACCUGGCAUCUGACCGGCAUGGGGGAUCUGUUCAGGUAAUGAGUUCAACAAAUGGACAGCUGAAUGCCGACGACCAAACAGGAGGUCACUCCAAUGCACCGAUCACAGCGCAGGCCGAGGUGGAGGUUGUGGAGGAAGCUAACUGCGUGAAAAUGCUCAACAUGUGGUGCUGCUGCUUUUUUAAAAGGAAAAGGAAGAACCACUCUCAGCGACACCACAAGUGAACUCCCAGAAUCCUGUGGGGAAGCAAUUGUGUGGGCUUGGCAUCUGCAGUGUCGCGCUGUCAGUGACUCCAGGGCUUUGGGGGAGAGAAGACGUGGGUUCUAUUCCACAUAAAACCAGAGGGGAAUAAAGAAAAUGAAAUGUCAUCGACAUUAGCCUGAGGCCGACUCGUAAAUGGUUACUGAGACUAGGUGCAAUAACGCUUGGCCCUCUGUGUCCCAAGAGGAAUUUUCAGGGCCUUUAACUCAGAACAGGGACUGGCAGGGUCCACCCCCUCCGAAAUCAUUUCUGUUAUCUCCAUUGGUAACUGCUCUCUCACAUUGCUUGAAUGCAGCAAGUUUCCUUUCUCUCCUUUAUAGCCAUGGCCAGGAGUGUGGCAUCUCAUCUCCUCUAUCUCACCUUUUCAGUCAUGGUGGCUGUAAGGAUUAAAAAAAAAAAAAAAAAAACCUUGACUAUAUUAAGGUUUUUUUGUUUGUUUUAUUAUCCCUUGUUUUGUUUUUGAUUUUUGAAAUCCCAUUCCAAUUCUUCCCUCUUUCUCGAUUAGAAAUAAACAUAGAGAAUUAUUAAAGCAUUCCACGGUAGACGGGCCGCUUCCUGCAUGGGUAUAAUGCCUCACGGAGUCUGUGUUGCACUACUGGCUUUAAACUAAAUAUACCUUUUUUCUAAUUGUGUGCAUUCACUUGCUCUGCUGCACGAGUGAGACUUGGGCUCAGGAUCUGCAAUGAUAGAGCCAUGUCUCCUUGCUUAGCUUUAUGUAUACAACCCAUCCCACAGAUAAACGGAGUAUACAUAUAGUGUUGCUGCUUCAGGGGAAAAUGUAAAUUCAGAUAGAAAAUCUUUCAAGAACUGAAUACUACAGGAAUAUCUUUUUAUGCUUGAAUUCCUACUGUUGGUCUUGCAAUGUCAUAAUUUUAAUAGCCGCUGUCAAACUUCACGUAUAUAUAUAUAUAUUUUUUUUUUUUCUGUUUUUAAAACUCCUGUUGUACAUCUUUCCUACAAAACACUACCUUGUGUUUUGUUUAAAUUGCUGUGGAGGGUAACGCUUGUUCCCUGUUUUAUAAGAUACACUGAGUUUCGCUACAGAAAACUGUGAAUACAUUGCCCAUUUUUAUAUUAAAUCUAUUUUUUUUUUCACACAAAUUGAAAUACGGUUUGCUAUAAAGCAGCUGAUUGGAUAAUCGUUUUUUGGUGGUGUGGGCUGACUUCAGUUUUGUCACUCAUUGAUCGGUUUUAUUUAUUUUUGAAUGUUCAAUUGUAUCAAAAAAAAGGAUGAGCGGUUUCGGAAUACCGGAAUUGAGUUAACCACACAACUGAUUACCACCACACUGCCAAAAUUCCACCACUGGUGGUGUCUUCACACCAGCCAAUCAGAUUCUAGCACCGCACUCCUUUAAUAGUACAAGUGGUCCACUGCAUACCUGCCCUGUGUGUAGAGCCAGCCUUGUAUCUUAACCAUGCUUUGUUAAAAUGAGGAAAUACUUAUCUGAUAUCAUGUACACUGAAAAUGGUUUAUCUGACUGUAUGAACUUCUUCCGAUUGCCGAAGAGGUAAUUCCCAAUGCACUGAAAGCCUGGGUUACCUCUAAAUGGAUUCCAAAAUGGAAGGUUUCCCCGCGGUAGUAUCCUAAUACUAGACCCCAUCUAUUGACAAACUACAAUGAACCUUUGCCUGGCACAAAAAUUCAGGUGUCUGGCAAUGGUUUGAGGGAAUUCUGAGCAAAGGGUCGAAGGCCCAGUAUUUAAAUAUCCCUGCACUACUGUUCCAGUGCCUUUUGUGUUUUGCUGUCCAGUCAUGUUCUCAAUCUUCCAACUGCUGGAAAUAAAAAUGUUUGACAAGGA